This is a messenger RNA of Suillus bovinus, 1583 nucleotides long. Its product is annotated as thioesterase-like superfamily-domain-containing protein. The transcript is spliced from 5 exons. The record is from RefSeq and is a predicted model, not a curated record. Bases 316 to 1323 code for a protein of 335 amino acids. NCBI's taxonomy places the organism in Eukaryota, Fungi, Basidiomycota, Agaricomycetes, Boletales, Suillaceae.
UGCCCCACCAAAUAUGUACGCAAUCAGUUUGAUUCCAAUCCAGCUUUCUACUAUAUGUAAAGGCUUUUUGUCGAGUACUUCAUGGGCGUCUGUCUGAAAAUGAUAGCAGAUACCACAAGGUGAAGUUUGACGAGUCGAUGAUACCCAUAUGUUAGUACAUAAGUUUUCCAGUUGAAUAAGAUCAUGCUGCUCGUGAAAGGCAUUCGGAAAUUAUGUACUGUUUGGUCACCGUUUGUCUUCGCUACUAAGCAUUCGGCCUGGCUUUGGAGGACUACUACUACCUGAUCACUAUUACCUUUCAAUCGUCGAAACUGUAUGAUUCCACUAGCGCGAGCUUUAUAUGUUUCAGAAACCUCGCGAUGCGCUGAAUCUGCGACGUACGCGACGGAGCUAAAUGAUAGUUGGGUCAUUGGGUCAAUUCCUCAAGGAGGUUAUACAUUGGGGCAGAUCAUAGAGGCUUGCACUCGAUUUCAAUCGGAGACAGUACAUAAAGAUCCCAUCCACGUAACCGCCCAUUUUCUUCGUGCGACUAAUGUUGGGCCUGCGGAAGUGCGCGUCAGUGUCCAGAAGAUAGGGAAGAAUUUUACAAACCUUUCAGCGGAUCUCACUCAGGCGGGACUCAUCAGACUGACAUCCCACCUUAUUUUUGGUGAUCUUACUCCUGUAUCCGACGGAACUUCUCGCAGUUUGGCAGCGCCAUCUCCAUAUGCCCGACGUCUACCCCUACACAAUCAUCCUUCUGCGGCCGUCCGAGAUAGAAUGAGGCAUGUCUGGAGGUUCCACUCCCUUCUGAGUUGGUCCAUAGACCACACCAUCUUAGCGUGCAAUGCCAUGCGUAGCCAGACCCGAGCUCAUACCGAAAUAAUAGGUGGAGGAGGCGCCGAGUGGGGUGCAUGGUGUGAGCUAAACAGAACAGAAGAUGAAAUAAAGCCAUCGUCUAUGCCAUUUUUUGGAGACAUGUUCCUCAAUCUCCCUUCCCUCCUACCUGACUCAGAGCCAGCUAGUCACGGAACAUCAGACUGUUGGUUCCCAACCGUGACCAUGACAGUCGAAUUCAAGGCCCGUAUUCCCUCAUCUCAGGAUCAUGCCUCUCGGACGGUCGGAUUAUACAGCGAAUCACGUUUUUUGACGGAUCCCCAUGGAAGACAUAAUGCCCACGUGGAAGUCUGGACUGCCCCCUCUGCAAUUGGCCAGGGUAAACUAGAAACCGGUUGGAGGGACAAGCAGUACUGCAUUGCAGUUGUUGAUCAAAUGGCUGUCACUGUGCCUAUGGACCUCAACCAUCGUCAAGGUAGCAGGAACAAAGUGAAGACCAAGCUGUAGACUACUAACCGGUGAUACUGGCAUCUAGUAGUUUCGAGAAUCAAGACAUAUUUGAACUGGAUUUAGGGUUCCUACCGAUACCCGAAUGGCCGGAAUGCAGCUAUCGCCGGCUGCACGCGUGAGUGCGGAGGCACUUUGUAGGAUGUUGCAAUAACGUUGCAAUAUUGUCACUCGGAUCCCAAUGCCUGGAUUAGCCAUAUUCAAGACUCCAUAUUUGUCUCUGAGGACAGCCUAGAGCGUAAUUCUUCCCACUGAGACGG